AUGCAGACGAGAUCGGGAGCUAUUAUAGGGAAGAGGAAAGCACAUGAGGGAGACGACAAUGGCAGAGGGAAGAAGAGACGAUCGGUGGAGAGCGACGAACCGAAGAACUCUCCUCAGAUAGAUAGCGAGAAGAGAAGAUUGGCUCCGAAGAGGACGAUCCUCAGAGGAAUCCGUGGAUGCGUAUCUCCUCGAUGCUCUGCUUCUACUAACCGCUCCAGCUUCUCAUGGUUUGAGCAAGAUGCAUGGACAUACAUUUCGAGGUUUUUGGAUGGAAAAUCACUGGUGAUGCUGGGAGCAACAAGCAAAUGGUUUAACAAGAUCGUGAUGGAGGAUGCUGUUUGGAGGUUUGCUUGCUUGCGUGAUCUUCAGGUGCCAAAGCCGUUUCCAGUUUCUUCAAGCUGGAUUAAGAUCUAUGCUUCAGCUUUUGGUAAGAGUCACUCUUACUUGUUCCAUCAGCAGGAAAAGCAUAUUGAUUGGAUGCGAAUUGGUGCCUUUACUCUUGACUCUCGAGUGUCACUCCUGACUGAGAGGUUGAGUUGUCCGCUAAAAGUUCCAAGGGAAGGAACCAUAGAACGGAUGCUCGAAUCCAGUGGUUCAUGUAUUGUUAAAGACAUCAAAACCGGUAUUUGGAUUGCAGAUUUACAGCUUGUUCGGUGCCCUGUAUGUGACCUCAGUACCUGUGAUGGAACAAUGCAAACACUGGAUGCUAGGCACAUUGAACUGUUCCUGAACGAAGAAUACAAAAAUGGAAGUUGGGAACACAAUCUUAUUGCGUCUCAUAAGUUGCAGAAAGACGCAGAUGCAGCUUGUGGAGCCAUAUUCGAUCUCAAACACCUUGAAGCUUCUUCAUCAGGUAUUCUUAACCUCAAGUCUUGGACCGGAGCUCCAGAUGAUUCCCAACCCAAAGCAAUAAUCGCACCUCACGCAGUAGCUGUUCACACAAGAUUACAAGAAAACGAAGAAAACCGUUGCUACAGUUCCUCAUGUGGAAACAGAAACGUCGAAGUUCGUUUCCCUUUUUGGCUAUUCGCCAAACAGUAUUCAACCUGUGGCCACACAGGAUUCAACCUCCUCUGCACCGAUCGCCACGAGACAGCCUUAAAGCUUCCGAACACGGAACUAUUCCUCGUCCGAGAUAUCGACUACGAAAAGCAGCAAAUCCGCCUCAACAACAUGGCCAGACGACUCCUCAGCUUCGACGCUUCAGGAUCUCUUUUCUCUCCUCUCCACUUUCUCAACUACACCAUCUUGACCUGUCCUAACGAGGACAUCAGAUACUCCUCUCAUUACAAACCCAUCUGUUGUCGUGGUAAUUCAACGUCAUCCUUCUUCGCCACUCCUUUUGACCUCGCGACUUCGAUGCCGUCCUCUUGUCAAAUCGGCGAGAAAUUACUCCUUCCUGUUUCUUCACGAUUCGUCGUUGACCUCAACGAUCAAAACCUCAGGCUGAGAUGGGACUCGCCGAGUGGCAGAGAUUAUGAAAGUAGUCGUUCGUUAAGUGGGUUCAAUAACAAUACCACUCUCAAAGUCAAAUGGUGCAGCUCCUUAAAAUCUGGACUUUACAACUUCAUUGUACUAAUACUGAAGUUGAUCUCUCUCUCCCUAAUGACCCUACUCUUCGGAAUAACUACUUGUGUGAUAUAUGUCACGUUCAGUUUUGAGUGGCUCCCUAUUCAGAUACGACGAUCAUUGGGACGUCAUGCUCGCAAGCCACCUAGAGGUCGUGCUAGGUCUGCGAUUGUUGGAGUGUACAAAAAAGUGAUAGUAGAGAAAAAUAUGAAGUUCCCAGGGAGAAAUGACAACAUAUGUUCUAUUUGUUUAUCAGAAUAUGCGAGCAGUGAAACAAUUGGGUGCUUAUUAAUAUGUGAACACUGCUUUCACGUUGAAUGCAUCGAUACGUGGCUCCAGUUGCAUAGCUCUUGCCCGAUUUGUCGAAACAGUCUCUCCAUAAGGUAAAGUUUGUGACUAGUUGAUGUUUGUAUACGAUUGAUUGGAAAGAGUAAAUAAUUAGGUUUCAUAUUUACCUAUGCAUGAUAACAUAUUGCAAUCACUUUUAAUAUUAUGUAACCCUUAUAGAGAAUAUUAAUCAUAGUGUCCUCC
Molecule: messenger RNA, 2100 nt
Organism: Eruca vesicaria subsp. sativa (arugula)
Lineage: Eukaryota; Viridiplantae; Streptophyta; Magnoliopsida; Brassicales; Brassicaceae
Source: the annotation of a GenBank genome assembly